ACUCAGCAACAGGAGACAGCAGCAUCUAUGCAGCCAGAAGCUCUGGUCACCUCUGUGCACACAGAUAGCUCUGUCAGUCCGGACAGGACACCCCAGAGAUGGGGAAUUCGUAUGCUGGACAACUCAAGACGACACGCUUUGAGGAAGUUUUGCACAAUUCCAUUGAGGCAUCUCUGAGGUCAAACAGCUUGGUCCCCCGUCCCGUCUUUUCCCAGCUGUAUUUAGAAGCCGAACAGCAACUAUCGUCGCUAGAAGGUGGUGGUGUGGAUAAUGACGACGAUGAGGAAGAUGAUGAUGGAUCAGGAUCAAGUAGUUCUACCCACUCGUAUCAGAACAAACCGCCCCCUGAAGGCUGCUGCACCACCGAUGGUUUCUGUCAGGCCGGUAAAGACUUGAGAUUGACAUCUGUUUUGGCUGACCAGUUCGAGGUGCCUCCCGGAUUUUUAUUGGUGGGCGCCAAGUCCCCUAGUUUACCGGAUCACAUUUUAGUGUGUGCCGUGGACAAAAGAUUUCUGCCGGAUGAUAAUGGCCGCAAUGCGCUACUAGGGUUUUCCGGCAAUUGUGUUGGAUGUGGAGAGAAAGGAUUUCGAUAUUUUACAGAGUUUUCCAAUCACAUCAAUCUGAAACUGACCACCCAGCCCAAAAAACAGAAACACUUGAAGUAUUACCUGGUCAGGAACACUCAUGGGGGCUUAACCAAAGGAGCCUUGAUUUCCUGGAAGGGGACAGAGGUGAGAAGCCGCCAUUCAUCUUCCAGUCUGUGCUCUAGCUCCGGGGUCGCCCAGCAGGACAGUUCUGUUCCCACCACGGUAAAUAAGAUGAGUGACCCCGCCGCACACGUGACAAGUGGGAGUCCUCUGGCAGGGGAUAAUGGAUAUCUACAAGCACAGAUCGGGAUGUCUUAUCAGAAUGUGAAUGGAACGUGUUGUCUCCAGAAGUCAGCAAAGGUGACUCCAUCGUUACCGGUCAGACCCACUGUAUUAGGAAAUGUGACUAAUUCGGGCCCUCCCAAAAAAAGGCACAAGGGUUGGUCUCCAGAGUCUCCCUCUUCCACAGAAGCCAGCUAUUCACAAAACAACUUUCUUAGCACAAGCAGCUGUGGGAAAGUUGAUACCUUAGGUCAGCUGUGUGCUCCUCAGUCCACUACUGGAAACUUGAUCCCCUCUCCCCUGGUGGCCACUGGAGAACCUGUGUGUAUACCAGACAACUUACUGAAGUCAUGCAUGUGUACGCCCGUCAUUUUUAAAGGUCAUGGGAACUUCCCUUAUCUCUGCGGUAAUGUGAAUGAUGUCAUCGUCAGCCCUCUCUUGUACAAUUGCUACAAGAGCUCACAGUCCAUGCCCAAAACCUAUGAGCAAUAUGGACCUACUACCAUACAGCCAAUCUCAGAGGAAAUGCAGCUCCUGCUGACAGUGUAUUACCUUGUCCAGCUCGGUCCAGAUCAGGUUCCUCUAAUAGAAGAUCUGGAACAAAUUUUCAUGCGUUCCUGGAGGGAAACACACCUUGCAGAGAUUCGUCAGUAUCAGCAAACCAUGUCGCAGGCUUUCCCCCACCUACCGAGCCCCAUCACCGCACUGACCGCCUCUCAGCUGCCCUGGUUGGCGGGAUUGGCUGCCAGUUCUUGCAAUGAAAGUGUUAAGAUCAUGGAGUGCAGUUAUUCGUUAGCAGAGGGACUCUCCGAGAUGUUCAAACUACUGGUGGAAGGAAAGCUGACAAAUACCAACUACGUGGUAAUAAUCUGCACAUCGAGACACAACUGCCUAGACUCCUGCAUUGUAAUAACAGGAAAGUACCAAGCCCGGAUGUUAAUUGAAAGUAUGUACUCUGCAGCUGAUUACCUGAAGGAGGUGAACUAUGAACUGGUUAGUGGGAAAGCUGAGUCUUUGCGAGCGUUCUUCAGUGCGCUCUGUCCAGAUGGAGACAUAGAUGUACUCCUAGACAAGUACUACCAAGAAAAUCACAGCCUUAUAUCGUCAACGCCAAAAAAAUCACAUGUGAAAACCAGGCCGGCUGCAUGCUCAAGUUAUAAUGCGGAUUGGCACCAGAUCCACCCCUCGCAGCUGGCCGUGGCACAGAAGCUGUUGUCUCACGUUUGCUCCAUCGCUGACUCCAGCACCCAGAACCUGGACCUGGGCUCUUUUGAGAAAGUGGAUUUUCUCAUCAGCGUUCCCCCGUCAGAGGUCACUUACCAGCAGACGCUGGCUUAUGUCUGGAGUUCAGGCGUUCUCCUAGAGCUCGGCUUAGAGAAGAGUCAGCUCACUAAGCAGUUUAUGGAGCAAUACGUCAUGAAGCUGGACGCCGACUCUCCCAGGAAAUUUAAGGCAUUUCUGCAAAAAGCAUCCGAGAACCCACACACGCUGUUUGUCCUCGUUCAUGACCACGCUCAUUGGGAUCUCACCAGCUCCGUAUGCAGUUCGUAUCCACAGAACGAGGCCUCCAUCGGGAUCGUUGAUAGGCUAUUGAACUGCAGGGAGGUAAAGGACUCGCCCAAUAUUUUGGUUCUUCACGUGACCUCCUGCCCCUACGCCCUGCAGACCCAGAACACUCGCAUCAGCCCCUACAAUGAGAUCCACUGGCCUUCAUCAUACAGUCAUGGAAUGGAGGCGUACCAUGGAAACAGGAAGUACUUUGGCCUGUCGCAGUACAUCGAAUCCACACUCUCCGGGCACACUCUUCCUCUUCUGCGCCAUGACAGCUCGUUUGAAGCCAUUGCGCUGGCAUUAGGAAAAAGGUUUCCCAUACUGCACAGCGCUGUGAUCCGGACCUUCCUUCUCAUCCAACAUUACUCCUCCGCCCUGAUGGCAGUGUCUGGUCUGUCUCAGAUGAAGAGUUACACCUCAGUGGAAACGGUUGAGAUUGUUCAGAACCUGCUGAGCUCCCCCAAGCAGUGUGCCAGCAGCCAUGGACCCAUGGUUCUCUUAAGGAUCCCUUGCAUUCCGCUGGCCACAUUAGCUUACGAGCGCCUCUGUCAUGUUAGAGAGCGACUCGGAUUGCAGCAUCGAUUUGAAGUUGUAUUGGGGGCGGCCAACUCGACAGUCACUAUCGGGAAGCACUUUGUGGACCAGCUGAAGGUCUGGCAAAAGAAGGAAGAUGAAGACUGGCAGCCACGGACAUACCUAGAACUUGAGGGCCUGCCGUGUAUUCUGAUAUGCAGUGGAACGGAUCCUCUUGGCGAAUCUUUACCAAGAUCCUUAAGAUACUGUGACCUCCGUCUAGUACAGUUCAGUACCUGGGAGAGAACGACAGUGGAACAAGAGUUGGGAUUUGCUUCAUGUUUUAUUAAUACAACAUUAUCUCAGGACAGAGGAUUGGGCAGGAGUACGAUGGACAGCGACCCAGACAAGCAAAACAGCACCGACAAUGAGGAUGAGGAGAUGGGGAUAGACGGAUCGGCUGCCGGCAGCGAAUCAUCAUAUUCAGCAAUGGUGGAGGACACAGUAAAACCGACUCAACAAUCAGGAGUUUCCAACAGUGAAGACUGUGUCGUUACAACGGAAAGGCUGAGACUAUCGCCGGAUAAGAACACCACGAAACCUCCUGUAGUCAUAUGUGAACCACCUGACAGUAACAUCUCCAAUCUGACUGUAAAGAACAAUCUAAGCUCAGUAUCCACGACCUCUUCUACUACAUCUUCCUGCUUUCACAGUGGGGUGAGCUUGCAGAUCUCACAGUGUGCUAUGGCUAAGACUUAUAAACAGCCACCUGUUGUGUUUCUUCCUAAACUGGUGUAUGACAUUAUUACCUCCACUGACAGCAGUGGGCUGUCUAAGUCAUCAUCCUUCCUACCCUAUUGUGAUGUUUCUUGGGCCAGUUCCUUUCGCCCGCUGCUGAGCAAGGUUAUGACUUGCACCGAACAGUCCCUCUAUUACCGCCAAUGGACGGUGCCAAAACCAAGCCACAUGGACUACUGCAAUGUUAAUGAAGGCAGAAUGGAUACCUUCCAUCCGAGAAGAUUACUACUCAGUGGGCCACCACAGGUGGGGAAAACAGGAGCCUAUCUCCAGUUCCUUAGUGUCUUGUCCAGAAUGCUAAUCCGGCUGACCGAGGUGGACGUGUACGACGAGGAGGAGAUUAAUAUCAACCUCACGAAACAGCCUGAGCAGCCUUUUCAUCAGAUGACGGACACAUGGCCAAGUGUGGACCAUGUUAAGAAGAUGCCCUUUGACUACAUUCUGCAUGAUGCCAAGUACGAAGAUGCCAGCGUCAUUAGUUCCGACUUUCAGCAUUCUGACACUGAAGAUAAACCAAGAAAUAGAAAACAUGAAGACUUAUAUGUCCGGCGCCCCACAACACGGAUGAGAUUAUCUAAAUAUGCCUCUUAUAACACUUACCACCACUGUGAGCAGUGUCACCAGUACAUGGGAUACAACCCCAGGUUUCAAAUGUACGAGUCAACAUUGCAUGCUUUUGCAUUCUCCUAUUCUAUGCUGGGGGAGGAAAUCCAGCUGCACUUCAUCAUACCUAAAUCCAAGGAGCAUCAUUUUGUGUUUAGCCAGCCAGGCGGCCAGCUGGAGAGCAUGCGGUUACCGCUCAUAUCAGAUAAGAGUACUGACUGCAUGAAAAGUCCCAUCUUCACCCCCACGACAGGCCGCCACGAGCACGGCUUGUUUAAUCUGUACCACGCCAUGGACGGAAGCAGCCAUUUGCACAUUUUAGUUGUCAAAGAGUAUGAGAUGGCCAUCUAUAAAAAAUACUGGCCAAACCACAUCAUGCUGGUCCUGCCUAGUAUUUUCAACAGUGCUGGAGUAGGAGCUGCUCAUUUCCUAAUUAAGGAGCUCUCUUAUCACAACCUGGAGCUGGAGCGGAACAGACAAGCUGAGUUGGGGGUCCGGCCCCAAGACGUCUGGCCUUUCGUAGUCAUUGCUGAUGACUCCUGUGUGAUGUGGAACACUGUGGAAGUCAGUGUGACAGGCGGCCACCAGAGGGAAUGCUUGUGGACUGAGAGAAAUGUGUCUUUAAAGUACAUUCUGCAGCACAUGGAGGCCACCCAGGACAUUGCUCAAUAUGCCCUGCUCGGGAUGCGUAAAUGGACGAGUAAAACCAAAAGCAGAGACAUGAGUGACCCUUUCUCUCGCUGCCAUCUGCACGACUUUAUCCUCCUUAAUGUGGACCUCACGCAGGAUGUACAGUAUAACCAGAACAGGUUCACCUGUGAUGACGUGGACUUUAAUCUGAGAGUGAACAGUUCGGGGCUGCUCAUAUGUCAGUUCAAUCGUUUCAGUGUCAUGAAGAAGCAAAUUGCGCUGGGAGGACACCGAUCUCUGCACAUUAAGCCAAAGGCUCUUGAUUCGUCAAUGUCUGUUUCGCCGGCACACUACAUCUGUGCUCCGGAUAGCAAGCACACCAUCCUGGCUGCUCCCGCUCAGCUACUACUGGAGAAGUUCCUCCAGUCUCACAGCCAGCGAUUCUUUCCUCUGUCAGUGAAUAAUACCAGCCACCCGGUGCUCAUUGUCAAUUGUUACCUGAACCUGGGACCUCAGAUGACGGUCUGCUAUGUAAGCUCACGUCCUCACUCUGUUAAUGUCAACUGUGCGGGGGUGACGUUCAGCGGGCUCCUGCUGCACCUAAGCGACUCCUUCGUUGUUGCGAGUUUCUUGAAAAAGUUCCAGUUUCUAAAAGGUGCCACCCUGUGUGUUGUGUGCCAGGACCGCAAUUCGCUCCGCCAGACAGUAGUUAGAUUAGAAUUGGAGGACGAGUGGCAGUUCCGUCUACGGGAUGAGUUCCAAACAGCCAACGCUAAGGAGGACAAACCCUUGUUCAUUUUGACUGGGCGCCAUAUAUAAAGCAGUGGUCUGUACCAUGGACAGCUCGUCACAUGAACCUUACCCAGCAUUCACCCUUACCUGUAUUUUACACGUAGAGAAAACUACUAUUUUUAUUUUUCACUGGAAAAAAACUGGGUUGUAUUGCUAACGCCAACAAGCCACAAUACCGGACGUGGUAAAUGUUUUAGAGUGGACACAAAUCCAUGUGACUUUUAUUCUUAGUCUUAUUUGUAUUUAAAUGUAUUUGUAUAUAUUUCCAAGCACUGAGGAUCAGGGGCUUUUGUAUCUUUAUUUUUCUGAAAACGUUGUUGCAAUUCCAGCUUGUGUUUAAUUUGUAUUGUGUUAAUAUCUACUGUAUGAUUAGAGUAUUUUAAUUUUAAAGAGGAUGUAUGACAUUGUUACAAAAAAUGGUUUGAAGAUUGUUAAGAGGUACCAUGAGGGAGGUGCUACAGGUAGUCCCGCCCAUGAGGAGCAGAAUGAGAUGCUAUAGAACAAUUCCCACCCAUUGAGUGCCACAGGCUUAUCCAUUAUGUAGUUGGUUUGUAAUGAGAUCAUCACAUUCUGAUAAUGGUGGUGACUGGCAUCAAGAAAGUUCAUUAUUAUCAAUACUUUAAAUAUAUUCAUAAUUCUGAAAGAAAACUUUACAGCUCUGAAAAUUUGACAACUAAUUUUUCUAUUACCGACCUGUUUUUCGAGAAUAUAAAUUUCUAAGGCUUGCUCACUGAAUUGGAAUUUUGCUUGUCAACACAAUUUGCAAAGAUAAAUUUAAAUUCAAUGAAGUAUUCCUAGGUAAGGAUGGCCGUAGGUGUGCACCCUUUCGAUUAUUACCAUCGAUGGAGAAACCAGAGGGAACCAUCAAUGUUAUUAAACUAUUUAAUGGUGUACCAUCAAUGGUUCGUCUGGGAACGCAGCUGUUUGCAUUGACCCGUCAUGACACUCCUAUAGUACGCCCAAUGAAUGGACCAUUUUUGAGCACACUUCCCAGUGGCUGCACAGGAACACCCAUCACUUUUCAGCCACAUUUCUGAGAACGUCGGUCUUGAUCGCAACAGCGCUUUUGUGUGUACACUCUGUGCAAUGCAUGCACCAUGGGGGUUUUCCGAAAUUUUUGCGCAUGUGCAGAAGCAAAUAAUCGCUCACCUACCUGAACAUCGGCAUUGCGUGCCGAUUGUGUGAUCUCAGAACCAGACCUAUAAUAUGAAAUACAAAUCCCCAGACGACAUUCAGCAUCAGCUUUCGGAGCCCCCAAUCACAGGUGGAAUAUCCGAGAAGGCGGGCAGUGCGCGCUAAUGAAUGGGGGCGUUUCUGCUAGUUAGAAAACGACUUGGUAUAUUUUAAGUUUGCAUGUUAAUCUUAAAUGACAUUUUUUGUAAGUAGUGUAUGUGCUAUGUGCAGUAUUGUUUGUCUAAAUUAAUAUGUACAAUGUUUUCGUUUUUUUUAAAUAAAAUAAGUAUUAUGUACAGAUCAUCAUUUUAUUUGACCCAAGACUUCUUUGUUGGGCCCAUGGGUAAUAAUAAACACAGAGAAUACCCUAUAAGUAACAUCAUGUUCUACUUUCAUUUCAAGUGUUCUACACUUUAAGCUCUAAGGGCCAGAUGUACUAAGCCUUGAAAAGUGAUUAAGUGGAGAGUGAUAAAAUACCA
Molecule: messenger RNA, 7408 nt
Organism: Pseudophryne corroboree (corroboree frog)
Lineage: Eukaryota; Metazoa; Chordata; Amphibia; Anura; Myobatrachidae
Gene: GREB1
Product: growth regulating estrogen receptor binding 1
Exons: 32
Coding region: 99-5783 (1894 amino acids)
Biological process (GO): multicellular organism development
Source: RefSeq, a predicted model, not a curated record